AUGCCUCCUGAAGAUCUCGCCGCCGACGGCAAAGCUGGGCAGCCCUCGUAUAGCCAGGAAAUAAACGUGAUCAACACAGAGAAUUAUGGAGCCCUGUACAGUCUGGUGGACGAUCUGGCGGAAGUGCUUAGCGAGAACGCGAAGCUAAAACAGGAGAUAUGGACACAGACAGAUCAGAUCUCUACGUCACUUAUUGCCAAUUACCAGGGCCUAAUUCCCGCGGAGGACGAAAGCAGGUUCAAAUAUGGCAAUUUACAGCCCAUUGACAAAACACAACUGGAGUCGUCGUCACCGAAAACCAGGCGAAUCCAGGAACUCAGGCUGGAAAACCAGCAACUGGCAGAACUUCUGAUAAGCAGGAAAAAAUACAACCAAGCACUGCGCGACACUGUUGACGACUCAGAGGAUAAUUUCCUGCAGAUUCUGGAGGCUUUGUCUCAAAAAUGUAUCGAAUUGAACAAGCAGCAGCUUGAGGACCAAAAACGCUACAGCGAGCAAAUCCUCAUCAAGAAACAACAGAUGCACGCCAAAUUCCUCCAACUGGCAGAGAUGGACGAAAAAGUCAAACAGCUAUACUCUCUUUUCCACCAAUUGCGCACAUACCUAGACGAGAAUGUCGACCUACAAAUUGCUCACAGAUCAUAA
Molecule: messenger RNA, 645 nt
Organism: Ogataea angusta
Lineage: Eukaryota; Fungi; Ascomycota; Pichiomycetes; Pichiales; Pichiaceae
Exons: 1
Coding region: 1-645 (214 amino acids)
Source: RefSeq, a predicted model, not a curated record